Molecule: messenger RNA, 2206 nt
Organism: Thalassophryne amazonica
Lineage: Eukaryota; Metazoa; Chordata; Actinopteri; Batrachoidiformes; Batrachoididae
Product: calcium-binding and coiled-coil domain-containing protein 2-like
Exons: 15
Coding region: 102-1892 (596 amino acids)
Source: RefSeq, a predicted model, not a curated record
UUUCCGUGAGCACGUGAAGGCAGCACGGUUAGUUACUGUGUUCGCUACGAGCUCGACCGAAGGACUCUGGUGGUGACAACAAACUCAUUGUAGUGUUCAUCAUGGAGAGUGGUACAGCAGCAACACACAACUUCUCUCAGGUCAUUUUUGCCAACAUCCCUUACUCAUACCCACUGCAGACCUCUGUGACUUGCUGCUACACCCUGACCGCCACCUUCCAGCCCAGUCCCAAAGAUUGGGUGGGAAUUUUUAAGGUCGGCUGGAACACAACAAAAGAUUAUCACAGCUAUGUGUGGGUGGAGAAGGCAUGUCUGGAUGCAGCAGAGCCACCGCCAGUGACGAAAAAAGUAGUUUUUCAGGAUCUACCCAAGGAUGACACUGAGUUCUACCAGUUCUGUUAUGUUGACAAAACCGGACAGGUGCGAGGAGCCAGUACGCCUUUCUGUUUCAGAAACCAAACGGAACAAACUAUGGAGAGCACAACUGAUGAUGACCUUCUACUCAUCAUGACACAGGAGCAGGUAGACCAAAGCGUGCAGGAGAAGGCUGAACUGACGAUAUCACUGGAUCAGAUGCGAGAAGAAAAUGAAACCUUGAAAAAGGCUCUUGAUGUGGAACGGGGAAAAGUUGACAGCUUGAAAACACAGAAUGAAUUGAAAGAUGAAGAGAUGAGAGGACGGCUCAAAGAAAUCAUGGACCAAAAUGAUCAAUUAAAAACUACUGUCCAGGAAAACCUGCAAGAACAAGAGCGAUUACAGGAGGAGAUAGUGAUCCUAAUGACAAAACAGCUGGAGAUACAGCAGAAUGCUGCAGAGAAACAAAGCAUUAGUGUGGAAGAAACAUUACAGUCAAAUAAGACAACUAUGACACAGGAGUACAAAUGCGCUGUGAUGAAACUUAAUCAGCUCCAGGAGGAGCGCGAGGAGCUGACCGCAAAGAUUAGUAAUCAAAACAGGGAGAUUGCUGCGCUAAAAACCAAACUCAAGGAAGGUGAAAGGGAACUGUUUAAAGCACAAAACAGUGUGAAGCUCCUACGGGUUGACCUUCAGACCAGUGAAAAAGAAAAGGAAAGGCUCUCUGCAGAGCUGCAAAGGUUGCAGCGCAUCACAAACAACAUGGAUCAAGUGAAGAAGGAGAACCAGGAAUUAUGUAGGAGGCUGUCAGAGCAGGAAACUGUGCAGAGCGUUUCAGAUGAGCAAAAGAAGUCUCACAAUGUCCAUAGCCAGCUCCAGCUAACAGAAAGGCUGUUGGCUGCUAAAACGGAGGACUUAAAUAGCAACAAGAAACGCGCCGAGAGCCUGCAGCAAGAGCUGCUGCAGGUAACAGAGCUGCUGGAGAACAUAGUGGAGACAAAGAAGGAGAUGACACAAAAAAACAGCAAACUAGAGUACCUGCUUGCAGAUGCACAUGGAGUAAUUGCUGAAAAGGAUGGCGCUCUUGAAGAGAAGGAAAAGCUAGUGAUGAUUGAGAGACAUGAGAAAGAAGAGCUAUGCAGAGAAAACCAGACUCUCAGAAAUGAUAUGGAGGGGUUGCGCAAGAUGGUUCGUGAUCUCCAGACCGCCCAUUCCACCGUGUUCCCACCCACAACGCCUGCUGUCACUCUGAACUCACCACCUGGCUCGGUUUCUGCCACUGAAUUGCACCUUGAGGACACAGAUGAACCAGAGUCUCAGAGGUCUGAGAACUUGUAUGAGGCCUUUGGGAACACGACAGAAAUGGAGGAAGAGCAGUUCUUGGUGUGUCGCCACUGCCAGGAGAGUUUCCCCGGCAUCAGCCAAGAUGAACUGGAGCAGCACGAGCAGAGUCACAGAGUCUGCCCUUUCUGCACACUCAUCUGUGACAGCAUGGAGCAGUCCGUAUUUGAGGAUCACGUCUAUGGGCACGAGCUGUAAAACUGGACCUGGCUAAUUAAAUUUAACUGUAUUUGCGUUUAAUCAUAUGCAUCAAUUGUGGUUUAAUAUUAAUCCUGUAUGAGAGGAAUAAAAUGCACAGGUUGGGUGGUUGUGAAAGGACUGUACUUGGAUAUUUUUACUGACGUACUGCAAAGUGUUAAAAUGUAUUGAGCUUCGAAAGAGUGCUGGCAUAAACAUACAGUGCAUCUGGAAAGUAUUCACGACUUUUUCCACAUUUUGUUAUGUUGCAACCUUAUUCCAAAAUGGAUGGAAUUCAUUUUUUCCCUUAACAUUCUACACACAAUACCCCAUAA